Messenger RNA from Salarias fasciatus (jewelled blenny), 1793 nucleotides. It is a transcript of the gene katna1, whose product is annotated as katanin p60 (ATPase containing) subunit A 1. Gene Ontology annotation, biological process: microtubule severing. Gene Ontology annotation, cellular component: microtubule cytoskeleton. NCBI's taxonomy places the organism in Eukaryota, Metazoa, Chordata, Actinopteri, Blenniiformes, Blenniidae. Gene Ontology annotation, molecular function: microtubule severing ATPase activity; microtubule binding; ATP binding. The record is from RefSeq and is a predicted model, not a curated record.
GUCUGCCGGAAAGGAAGAAGAAGAGAAGAAGGACGCCGAACUUCCAGAUCAACUCCGGACAGACGGACGGACGUGGACCCUUCACCCGGGAAAAGAUGAGUCUGCGGGACAUUAGCGAGGAUCUGAGGCUGGCUCGCGAGUACGCCCUGCUGGGGAACUACGCCUCGGCCAGCGUCCUGUACCGCGGCCUGCUGGAACAGAUCAAGAAAUAUGCGUACACUGUCCGAGACACCAGCUUCCACCAGCGCUGGCAGCAGUGGUGGCAGGAGGUCAGCGAGGAGAACCGUCAGCUUCAGGAAAUCAUGUCUGUUCUGGAGACCUUCCAGCAGGGAACCACCGUGGCUAAAUCCAGCAGCUUCGACGACAUGGAAAUCAGAUCGGUUCACGCGGAGCCCAGACACUCUCCCUGUCCCGUCAGGCGACCUUCGAACGUCUACAAGGAGAGCAAACCUGCCAACAACCGCCUGAGCGCCAACGUGCGGCCGCAGCAGAAGAAUUCCCCCCGAGGAGCCAACGGAGACCGGGCCAAGCCCAACAAGGCCAAGGACAAGGAGAGGGAGGCCAGGGAGGGCAGGGAGGCCGGCAAGGCCAAGGAUGACAAGAACAAAGACGGUCAGGAGAAGGAAGUGAAGAAGUUCGACGGCACGGGCUACGACCGGGACCUGGUGGAGGCGCUGGAGAGGGACAUCAUUUCCCAGAACCCCAACGUGACGUGGGACGACAUCGCCGAUCUGGGAGACGCCAAGAAGCUCCUGAAGGAGGCCGUCGUGCUGCCCAUGUGGAUGCCGGCGUUUUUCAAAGGCAUCCGGAGACCCUGGAAGGGAGUGCUGAUGGUGGGACCUCCGGGCACAGGAAAGACCCUCCUGGCCAAAGCCGUGGCCACCGAGUGCAGGACCACCUUCUUCAACGUGUCGUCCUCCACCCUCACGUCCAAGUACCGCGGAGAGUCGGAGAAGCUGGUGCGGCUCCUCUUCGAGAUGGCUCGUUUCUAUGCGCCCACGACCAUCUUCAUCGACGAGAUCGACUCCAUGUGCAGCCGCAGAGGAACCUCGGAGGAGCACGAGGCCAGCCGCAGGGUCAAGGCCGAGCUGCUGGUGCAGAUGGACGGCGUGGGCGGAGCCUCGGAGAACGAGGACCCGUCGAAGAUGGUGAUGGUGCUGGCCGCCACCAACUUCCCCUGGGACAUCGACGAGGCGCUGAGGAGGCGGCUGGAGAAGAGGAUCUACAUCCCGCUGCCCUCCGCUAAGGGGCGGGUGGAGCUGCUCAGGAUCAACCUGAAGGAGCUGGAGCUGGCCGCAGACGUGGACCUGGACAAGAUCGCCGAGCAGAUGGAGGGCUACUCCGGAGCAGACAUCACCAACGUGUGCAGGGACGCGUCCCUCAUGGCCAUGAGGAGACGGAUCGAGGGUCUGACCCCGGAGGAGAUCCGGAACAUCUCCCGGGACGAGAUGCACAUGCCCACCACCAUGGAGGACUUCCAGUCCGCGCUCAGGAAGGUCUCCAAGUCCGUCUCCGCCGCGGACCUGGAGAAGUACGAGAAGUGGAUCGAGGAGUUCGGGUCCUGCUGAAGGAGCCGAGCGGCCCGGCGUCGACACUCAGCUGCAAAUCAUUUCAUGUUUUCAUCCGCGUUGUAAAAAUCAAAGACUGGCCGAUGAGUUCCUCACCAGGAAAUGAACUCGAGCAUUUUAUAUUUUCUUUUUUCAAGAACACUACCUUAUUUUUCUUUUGAUUCUUUCACACUUUUGAAUCUAUUAUGUGAAGUAAUCUUCUAUUAAUAAAGUUUAUGGACAUUG